AUGAAUAAUUGCGCCAGGACAGGAGGACGACUGUUCAAAACGAGAGUGAUAUGCUCAAAUUUCGCUCUUAUUAAAGCGAUGGGGCUACCGCUACUCCACCGGUGCACUCAGGACGAAUCUGGAUUUCCACAUAUGAACAGGCGAACAUGCUCAAGAUUAAGCAAUGUGAUUGGCUCGCCAGAUUUGUAA
Opisthorchis viverrini is the source of this 189-nucleotide messenger RNA. RefSeq lists its product as hypothetical. The record is from RefSeq and is a predicted model, not a curated record. NCBI's taxonomy places the organism in Eukaryota, Metazoa, Platyhelminthes, Trematoda, Opisthorchiida, Opisthorchiidae. The transcript is spliced from 2 exons. Bases 1 to 189 code for a protein of 62 amino acids.